CAUAGGAGGAGCGUGGGACCUCCGCCGCCUUCGCCAUCACCCUCGCCACCUUCCCAGACCAACUCCAGCACCCCGCCCAGUACAAUGGACAGCGGAGUGUACUCCCGGUCAGGACCGAGCAGCUCGGAGACGCCUUCGUCGUGCUCGAGCCUGCCAACGGGUCCGGUGGCCCGGACUCAGAGCGAGGGCACGGAGCAACAUCAUCCUCCCAGGCCGCAGUUCUUGAAGCAGCAGAGCACGCCCGUCACACCGGCCGAGAGGAUUCGUGCUGUUUCCAGAAGCGAUCUCAUCAAGGAAAAACUGAAAACUAAUACAGCCAUAUUCUUUGGUGUACAUGAGAGAAGUGAAGAGACAGAGAAGAAAGUUUGGAUGCGGCGUAGGAUGAGGUUGGCCACAAGGUGUUAUGGAGAACUUAAGGCUGAAUGUCAACCAACUGCUUAUUCUGCACCAGGUACUGACACGGGUAUGAAGGAUGAGACUGACUUGAGGUGGGAUGGUACAAUAGAACCCUCGCCACUACGUCAAAAGCCUUCUGUCGCAAGCAUGACAUUCAAGGGUGUUGCUAUACUAGCUGCUGCCCUCAACAAACAAAGAGGAGAUAUCGGUAGACAGCGGCAAACUUCUAGAAGUUAUUCACCAUCGACACUUGGUGGUUCAACAAUCCCUCAAUCUCCAAUUGAUGAUGAGGUAUUUUUUGAAAACGGAAAUGUUGAAGAUACAAGAUUAACAGCAGCAGCUCCAGCUGAUUUUGUUGAUACUACUGCUGAUCUAUUUAGAUCAAUCCACCAUCCAGCUGGGAGCAGUGGGGAAAGGCACGGCUCAUGGAGGAGGUCAAUGGAAGGAAGGAGAGAAGGCAGUUCCCAAGUAGGAUUGAGUCGAAUACAUGGAAUAGACCUUGAUCAAGCUCAUGAUAAUUCAGAUAGACGACAACAUGGUCAGGGUAUAUUUCAGAGACUGUUUGGACGGUCAUUAAAGAGAUCUGUUCUUAACAAUGAGCCAGUAAAGGAACAAUUGGAAGAUCUUGAGGAUCAUAGGCCAUACUUUACAUAUUGGCUCUCUACAGUUCAAAUCCUCAUAUUAGUUAUAUCUCUUAUUUCUUAUGGCUUUGGGCCAUUUGGAAUGGAUCUCAGUCAUCAGUCCGGGCUGGUUCUGGUCACCAGUCUUUCACUGCAGCAAGUUGACUACACUGAACCUGCCAACUUCUGGCUUGGACCGAGAGCUGCUGAUCUCAUUCAUCUUGGAGCAAAGUUUGCACCAUGUAUGAGAAGGGAUGCAAAAAUUAUAAAAGAAAUCGAAAAAGGUCGAGAAAGAGAACGUGAGACUGCUUGUUGUAUUCGUAAUGAUGACUCUGGUUGUGUUCAAUUAUCAAAAACUGAUUGUUCUAGCACGAUAUCAACAUGGAAAAAAUGGACAAAGCCCCCUGAUUCUAAUUCAGGUGGACGGAUAUCAGGAUCUGUUUGUGGCUUAGAUCCAAAGUACUGUGAGGCUCCAGCUUCUGUAGCCCCAUAUGAAUGGCCAGAUGACAUAACUAAGUGGCCUAUUUGUAGAAAGACAUCAUCCCCCGUUCAAAGGUUAAGGACCAAGGAUAAAUUAGCUGCUGAACACAUGGUGUGCGAAGUUAUUGGGCAUCCAUGCUGUAUAGGUAUUCAUGCAACUUGCAAAAUUACCACAAAAGAGUAUUGUGACUUUGUUCAUGGGACUUUCCAUGAUGAAGCCUCUCUUUGUUCCCAGGUGUCAUGUCUGGAUGAUGUGUGUGGAAUGCUCCCAUUUUUGAAUUCUGAAGUACCAGAUCAGUUUUACAGACUUCUUACAUCAAUAUUUCUGCAUGCUGGCAUCAUACAGCUUGCUAUUUCAUUACUGAUCCAAUGGUUCCUCAUGAGGGACUUAGAAAAAUUGACUGGAACAGCUAGAUUGAUGAUCAUAUACAUUGGAUCUGGAGUUGCUGGUAACCUCGCAUCUGCUAUUUUCAUACCUUACAGAGCUGAUGUGGGUCCUGCUGGAUCGCAGAGUGGACUACUAGCCUGCUUAAUAGUGGAAAUAUUAAACAUCUGGCCAAUGUUGCGCCACCCAUAUCGAGCACUUUUUAAGCACCUAGCAAUUGCUGGAAUGCUAUUUGUAGUUGGUCUUCUCCCUUGGUUUGACAACUUUUCAUCAUUUUUCGGUUUUCUAUUUGGAUUUCUUCUUUCAUAUGCUAUUCUUCCUUUUGUUUCUUUGGGAGAAUAUGACCGGCAGAAAAAAAUCUUUAUGAUAUGGGUCUGCCUUAUAACAACCGUGUUUCUUUUUCUUCUUUUAGUCCUUUUUUUCUAUGUAAUUCCUGUCUAUGACUGUGAAUUCUGCGGCUAUUUCAAUUGCCUUCCUUUGACAAGGGAUUUCUGUUCAGCCCAGAAUAUCAACUUUAAAAGAACAGAUUCUCCAGUAUGA
This is a messenger RNA of Nezara viridula (southern green stink bug), 2421 nucleotides long. The record is from the annotation of a GenBank genome assembly. Lineage: Eukaryota; Metazoa; Arthropoda; Insecta; Hemiptera; Pentatomidae.